This is a messenger RNA of Notolabrus celidotus (New Zealand spotty), 2860 nucleotides long. Its product is annotated as histone acetyltransferase KAT6A-like. Gene Ontology annotation, cellular component: nucleus. Gene Ontology annotation, biological process: ubiquitin-dependent protein catabolic process; protein ubiquitination; mRNA processing. Bases 121 to 2754 code for a protein of 877 amino acids. Gene Ontology annotation, molecular function: ubiquitin protein ligase activity. NCBI's taxonomy places the organism in Eukaryota, Metazoa, Chordata, Actinopteri, Labriformes, Labridae. The transcript has 6 exons. The record is from RefSeq and is a predicted model, not a curated record.
CUUUGAAUCUCUUUGUGUGUUGCUCUGUGUCUCUACAAGGUAAAGUGACUUUUGUUUCAGCAGACCGGUUUAUGUGAAACCUUUGAUGCUUUAGUUUUGGCAGGUAGCAGAAGAUUGAAUAUGGCGUCGUCAGCAGCUGUGAAUAGACCUCCUCCAGCUCAUCCAGGACCAAACCCUGAGAGCCUCCCCUCCUACAACCACAGCCGGGUACCAAACCCUGGAAUGCAGGAUCCAGGACUGCAGGGCCUCGGCCCGGAUCUAGGACCCCAUGUGCCUGCCCGGCCCUUCAUGUGUGUCCCUGUCCCCCCUCCGCCCCCUUUCCUCCACUACCAGUGGCCCAUGCCCUUCCCCUAUAACCCCUUUACUGGUUUUCCAGGCAUGGGCUACGGUAUGGUCAUGCCCCCAUUCCCCCCUCCGUACCCCUACAUGGAGGCUCCAGCCUACGUUCUGCCCCAGCCUCACAUCCAGCCAGUGGACUACAGACGCCUGGUCCACCCUUCAGUCCCUGUUCCAAGUGCACCCUACCAGCACCAGAGCCAACCCCGCAGAGUCCGCCCUCCUCAUGCUGUACCCGUCAGAGAAACUAUGAACUCAGAGGUCCAAACUGAACCCAUACAGAGAGGCGCAGCUGCUCAUGGUGAGGUAAGCCCGCUCCUCAGCUCAGAUUCUGGGCAUGGGACCACCUCAAACUCCCCGUCCUCCUCCAGCUCCAGCUCCCACAGACCAGGACAGGCAGAGGCUGAAACCUUCCCCAGGGGUUUCCAGGUUAACAAGAGCUGUUCAGGUACCACAGUCACUCGGGGUUUUAACGUUCCUCAUCCUGCAGGAUCAAAGACGGUCCAGUCAUGCACCAGAAAACCUCCAGAAACACAGAGACCAGGACUCCAAGAGAACGCUCCUCUCUGCAGAAAUGUUCACCGCAGCAUGUGGUCAGUGGACUCUCCUGAUGGCAUGGUUCCAGUGUGCAGCUCCUCUCAACAAGAGGAUGAAGUCACUAAAGACAGACGUGUCUCAGUGCCUGAUAUCCUCAUGAGUUGGAUGGAUGGAUCGACGCAGGAGGUGAUGCGGAGAAAGUCUGAAAAAGUUCUUCCCCAGAAGGAUCAGCAGCUGCACUCUCAUGAAGCUGAAGUACAGAGGGACAAGUCAGCGCACCAGAGUCCAGCUGGGAACAGUCCUGUGGUGGCCGACAGAGCUGAUGAUGAUGAUGAUGAUGAUGAGGAUGGUGAUGGUGGUGCUAAGGGUGCUCUAAGUCCUAAGGACACUGAAGCCCUCAUUAAAAUCCUCAGACGGCCUGUAAGUCUUCAGGAGCUCCUCUCAGAGUCUAACAGAGAAAGUGAACCUUCAGUGUUAGUGAGCCAAACCUCCAGAGAUGAUCUGCUGCAGUCCUUUGACCGACCCCAGAGGCUCCCUGACAACGAGUCAAAUCCACAGGCGGACACUUCAGAUAUCACGGCCUAUCAGAUGUUGGUAGAUAGUUUUCACAUGAAGAGAAAAAUGAAUGAGUCUGUUUGGUCUGUGGAGUCUUUAGCCCCCUUCAUCCCCCAUAAGGACUGGUGGCAGCAGAGCAGCGUCCUGGAGCCUAAAGUCAUCUUUGAGACGGCAGAGCAAGAUGAGAACGACGGACUUUUAAUCCUUAAUGACAACUCUGUUGUCAAAACUUGUAAAGAGAGGAGGCGCAGCCUCAGGUUUUCCUCUUCUGACUCGGUCCUGAUGUCAGACAACUUCCUUGUGUUCAGCACGCCGGCUGUGCAGCAAAGUCGGUCACAGAGGCCAGAAAUGGAGAGUGAGAGUGAUGCCUCUGAAAUGGGAGAAUCGCAGCGACACCAGAGCAUGACUCUCACAGAACACGUCCCCUUAACUUCCCCGCCUCGACUGCAGGGUAGAAUCAUUUUAUCUCCCCCUACUAGAGAGGAGCCAGAUGAAAGAAGGUCUUCUGAACCAGAGGCUAAUCAAAGCCCGAACCAGGAAUCUUUUACUGUACCCAAAGAAAAGGGGAAAAGCUCCUCUGAGCAGGAGGAGAAAAGCUCCUCUGAGCAGAAGGAGAAAAGCUCCUCUGAGCAGGAGGAGAAAAGCUCCUCUGAGCAGGAGGAGAAAAGCUCCUCUGAGCAGAAGGAGAAAAGCUCCUCUGAGCAGGAGGAGAAGAGCUCCUCUGAGCAGGAGGAGAGGAGCUCUCUUGAGCAGGAGAAGAGCCCCUCUGAGCAGGAGGAGAAGAGCUCCCCUGAGCAGGAGGAGAAGAGCUCCUCUGAGCAGGAGGAGAAGAGCUCCUCUGAGCAGGAGGAGAAAACUCUGCUCUUGAACUCUGCAGAAGAGAAAAUGUCGCCUCCAUGUCAGCUGGUUCUUAAAGACGGAGCAGACAGGAAGUCAGACGAUGGAGCUGAGGAGGACUCUGAAGUCAGUCGGCUGAAAAACGGGCAGCUUAGUGUCCCAGCGGCUAACCAGACGACGGCUGAUGUGUCUCCAUCGAGGGGACAUCUGGUGGACACUGGAGUCCAGUGUCACAUGUGGACAUGUGAACAGAGCUGCUGUGCACCAAACAAAAUGCAUCAUUUCAAACAUUCAGAUGUGAGAGAUUCAAACUACUUCAGGACUGAAGGAUUCGGUAUGAACAGACACAUGCCAAAGAACCAGAAGAGAAACGGUUCAUGGAAGCACAGAGGUCAAGAGAAGCAGAACGACCAGACGGACGGAUACAGCGGAUACUGCGGCAAACCCGGAAGAUCAAGAGGUGGAAAUGGAAGGAAUCACCGGUACUGAGCCCAGACGACCUUCUACAAGACAACACGUGUUUUUAAUUAUUGUUGAAAAUUAAAUUAAUAUCUAAUAAUACUGCUCAAUAAAUAUUUUCUACAUCUUCUAAAAA